Messenger RNA from Zingiber officinale, 1399 nucleotides. Its product is annotated as gibberellin 20 oxidase 1-B-like. The record is from RefSeq and is a predicted model, not a curated record. The transcript is spliced from 3 exons. Lineage: Eukaryota; Viridiplantae; Streptophyta; Magnoliopsida; Zingiberales; Zingiberaceae. The coding region runs from base 160 to 1278 and encodes 372 amino acids. Gene Ontology annotation, biological process: flower development; gibberellin biosynthetic process; response to light stimulus. Gene Ontology annotation, molecular function: gibberellin 20-oxidase activity.
UAAUCACAUUGAAGUCUUCUCAUUGAGAUCGCUCUUCUUACUACCUAUUCCUCCGCACUAUCAUUUGACGCUUGAACAAUUCUUCUUCUCUCAUCUUUCCUUUCAUUCUAGAUCGAGAAGAGUGGUUGUGUUUGUAGCAGCCAGAUUUUUCUAUAAAUCAUGGUAUUGUGCACUUUUUCCCCGCCGAAAGCCGAGGCGGAGACGCCCAGGUUCGACGCAUCCGUUCUCAGCCGGAGGGUCGACGUUCCUUGGCAGUUCGUGUGGCCGGAGGAGGAGAAGCAGACGCCGGAGGCUCAGGAGGAGCUGGUGGUGCCUUUCAUCGACCUCGCCGGUCUUCUCUCCGGCGAUUUGGCCGGAGUGGCGCGGUCGGUGGCCGCGGCGUGCGAGCGACAUGGGUUCUUCCAGGUUGUCAAUCACGGGAUCGACGCCGCGCUUCUGGAGGAGGCGCACCGCUGUGUGGAGGCCUUCUUCGGGAUGCCGCUGACGGAGAAACAGAGGGCGCAGCGGCGCCCCGGCGAGAGCUGCGGCUACGCCAGCAGCUUCACCGGCCGCUUCGCCAGCAAACUCCCCUGGAAGGAAACUCUCUCUUUCCGCUUCUCCCCCGCCGGCGACGGCAUCGUGAAGAACUACUUCGCCGCCACUUUGGGCGAAGAAUUCCGUCACUUGGGGGAGGUGUACCAGACGUACUGCGAGGCCAUGAACGGGCUGUCGCUGGAGAUAAUGGAGAUGCUGGGGAUGAGCCUGGGGGUUGGGCGGCGGCGCUUCCGCGACUUCUUCGAGGGAAACGAUUCGAUAAUGCGGCUGAAUUACUACCCGCCGUGCCAGAAGCCAGAGCUCACACUAGGCACCGGCCCCCACAGCGACCCCACCUCCCUCACCAUCCUCCACCAGGACAACGUCCAGGGCCUUCAAGUCUUCGCCGACAACCGCUGGCGCACCAUCCGCCCGUCCCCCAACGCAUUAGUCGUCAACAUCGGCGACACCUUCAUGGCUCUGUCGAACGGGCGGUGCAAGAGCUGCUUACACAGGGCGGUGGUGAACAGCGAGACGCCGAGAAAAUCCUUGGCUUUCUUCCUCUGCCCAGCCAACGACCGGGUGGUGCGGCCCCCGGCAGAGCUGGUGGACGCGGAGCACCCACGAGCAUACCCGGACUUCACCUGGCCGACCCUGCUCGAGUUCACGCAGAAGCACUACCGAUCCGACGUGAAGACUCUCGACGCCUUUACCACUUGGGUCAAUCUCCGCAUCGCCGCUGCCACUGCCGCCGCCCCGGAGUGAGAUGCAUACCGUCUUCCAUCCAUUCAUGCUGAUCUCUCUGUGUCGAGAAAAAAAAACUGCAAAAGAAGUAAUUAAAUGAAUAAUAUUACUUCAAGAACAGAAUGUACGCAUUACUUUUUUA